ACUAGCCGAUUGAAAAUGUCUCUGGCUCGAUCUCUUGCAAUGAACUUCAGUGGUCAACUAAUGGCCCGAGUUCUCUCUUUCGGUAUUAAUAUGUAUUUGCUGAGAGUGGUCGAUAACGAUGUACUUGGUCUUGUUAACGUACGGUUUGGUCACCAUUCAGAACUACACAUUUGUGCGAUCAUAGGCAUUCUAGAAAUACUUUGUAGUAUUGCGUAG
Haemonchus placei is the source of this 216-nucleotide messenger RNA. NCBI's taxonomy places the organism in Eukaryota, Metazoa, Nematoda, Chromadorea, Rhabditida, Trichostrongylidae. The record is from the annotation of a GenBank genome assembly.